This is a messenger RNA of Molossus molossus (Pallas's mastiff bat), 906 nucleotides long. RefSeq names its product transmembrane epididymal protein 1-like. The record is from RefSeq and is a predicted model, not a curated record. The coding region runs from base 1 to 906 and encodes 301 amino acids. The transcript has a single exon. Lineage: Eukaryota; Metazoa; Chordata; Mammalia; Chiroptera; Molossidae.
AUGGGAAAGUUCAAUGGUCAUUUAUACCCAGGGCUAUAUCUUUUCUCCUAUGGACUAUAUCAGGCAACAGUGGUCUUUAAGGCCAUUAUAGUCAAUGACUCUCUCCUGUGUCCUUCAUGUCCUUUCAAGAAUAAGGGAAUGUGGGCCAGGCUGUGGGGAAUAUCCUAUGGAGGUUGGGUGAAGGUGGUGACUGGCUCUAUCCUAACGGUUUAUGUGGUCAUCUGUCUUGACGACGGGAUGGUGCUGAUGAACAGGAAGCAGCUAUCAAGAUUUAUGUACCCCAAAGAGUGGCAGCAUCUCACCAUGUUCAUCCUCCUCACCCUCAAUGGCUGCGUGGAUGUCACGAGCAAGAACUUGCUGCGUCAGAGGUGUGUGAUCCUAGAAAAAGGUACCCUGCUCCUGAUCUACUGCGUGCUCCUGAUGCUCUUGGUGUCACAUGUUCAAGGUUCAACAGGGGUGGAGCAGCGGGUUCAUUCUCUACUCAUCGUGGUGGUGUUCCAGUUGAUGCUGGUGUUGGCUGUUGAGCUGUGGGCUCCUAACGCAUUUCUCCUCUCGCUGAUCGAGACCUUUCUGUUUCUGAUGAUGGGCUCCUGGCUGAUGCAGGCGGGCUUUAUUCUGUACAGACCAGUCACCGGCUACCCAUGGCAGGAUGACGACGUCCGUGACAUCGUGUUUGUCACUGUCUUCUUCUGCUGGCAUGUGAUGAUCAAUGCUUUGUGCCUGUUGGGAAUCUAUGGCAUCUCUUCCUUUUGGCAUCGUUGUUACAGUCCCAGCUUGAAGAUGACGGGCUCCAAAGAAGCUCCAUAUCACGCAAGCCCUGAAGGCCCCGUCUACAAAUUGCUGCCGAAAGUGGAGCGCUCAGAGAAAGAUGAGCAGGUUCCUCUCCUUCCAGAGAGCUCACCUUGA